UCAGCCAGCCAGCCAGAGGGGAGCAUCCAGCCGGAGCAAAGCAGCUCGACCCAUUGUGUCCCGUUGACAACCGCAUGGCUGAAGUGACUGUGACAUGCCUGCUGCUGAUCUCUGCCCUCUGGCUGCCUGGCAGUGAGAGCUACAAUACUGAUCUGAAGAAGCCUCGUGGCCAAAUGGAAGAGGCUGCCCUCCAUCCCAAGAGAAGCCCAAGAUUCUGCUUUCCGAACCUGUGUAAGCACCAGGGAGUCUGCCGGGUAGUUGAGGAGAAACCAAACUGCACCUGCAAGGCUGGCUUCACUGGGACAUUCUGUCAAGAUGUGGUGCUCAAGCUGCAGUGUGAGGAAGAUCACAUGAAGAUGAUGGUGAGAAAGGAAGUGUUUGAAGUGUUAAAAAUCCCCUUGGCGCGGGUCCAUUUGAAGAAUGGUGCUUGCAAGGUCUCUGAAAAGACAGAAGAUGGAGCAAUCUUCUUUGCAGCCAUUCUCACGGGCGAGAACCAUACCCUGUGUGGGUCAGUGAUUCAGCAAAACAGGACACACGUGUCUUACGCCAAUGUGAUGGAGUCCAACAUGGAGGUCACAGGCAUGAUCUCCAGAAGCAGUCUUGUGCAAGUGCAUUUCUCCUGCAUCUACUCCUAUGAGCGGGUGGUCCAGCUGCCCUUCUCCCUUACUGCCAUUGACGCGCUUGUGAAGUUCGUGGUCAAAGAGGGGGAGUUCAACGUGACCAUGGCCUUGUACGAGACCUCGGCUUACCUGCAGCGCUACUGGCAGCAGCCCCCGGCCCUCCCGCUGUCGGAGUUCCUCUACAUCCUGCUGCAGCUGGAAGGCCAGAGCCAGGUGCGGUACUUCCUGCUGAGCGUUGAGGACUGUUGGGCCACCCCAUCAGCAGACCCCAGCCAUGAUGUGCAGCACCAGCUCAUUGUGAAGGGGUGUCCCCGUGAUGAGACUGUGAUGUACAUCAAUGCCAUCGGAAACAGCACCAUGGCAAAGUUCAGCUUCCAGAUGUUCCAGUUCAUCAACUACUCGGAGGUGUUCCUGCACUGCAGAGUCCGCCUGUGCCUCCCCGAUGGCCCCGAACCCUGCGCAAAGCAAUGUCCCAGGAAGUCGAGGAGCAAGAGGGCACUUCAGGAUGACUACAAGAAGAUUGUCUCUUAUGGACCCAUCCAUCUCCUUGCCUCUCCCCUUUCUGGAGCAUGGAAUGCUGAGUCGGGGACAAAACUGCAGGACCUUUGGGGUACGUAUGUCCUGUCCUGGAUAACUGUACAAAGCCAGUUGAACAGGAACAGUCCAGUCACACUUGCCCCGUUACAUAUAGCAAUUAAAGGAGGCUGCUAAGAUCUCUCCCCUGCAAUGUGGCAAUUUGUGGUCUUCGACUCCCAUAUCAAUGCUCCUAUGUUGUGUU
Molecule: messenger RNA, 1398 nt
Organism: Gopherus flavomarginatus (Mexican gopher tortoise)
Lineage: Eukaryota; Metazoa; Chordata; Testudines; Testudinidae
Product: uromodulin-like
Exons: 8
Coding region: 75-1331 (418 amino acids)
Biological process (GO): neutrophil migration
Cellular component (GO): apical plasma membrane; cell surface
Source: RefSeq, a predicted model, not a curated record